Messenger RNA from Mytilus trossulus (common blue mussel), 3206 nucleotides. RefSeq names its product splicing factor Cactin-like. The record is from RefSeq and is a predicted model, not a curated record. Gene Ontology annotation, biological process: mRNA cis splicing, via spliceosome. The transcript has 18 exons. Bases 72 to 2312 code for a protein of 746 amino acids. Lineage: Eukaryota; Metazoa; Mollusca; Bivalvia; Mytilida; Mytilidae. Gene Ontology annotation, cellular component: spliceosomal complex; cytoplasm. Gene Ontology annotation, molecular function: protein binding.
UCAAACACUUUGACGAUUAAGAAAUAUCAAAGUUAUCUCCCUUAUUUCGUCGAACUUACGAAUCACAAAAAAUGGGAAAAGAAAAAAAGAAAAAGCACCAAAGAGACAGAUCAUCUGACAGUAGAUACAGACACAAAAAAUCAAAGAAGCAUAAGAGGGCAGACUCUGAGUCUGAAGAUUCUGAUGGUUCUGAUUCAGCUGAUUCAAGGUCAAGGUCACCUAAACAAAAAGAGAGGUCAAGGUCAAGAUCACCAAAACAAAAAGAGAGAUAUAGGUCAAGGUCAAGAUCGCCAAAACAAAAAGAGAGAUAUAGGUCAAGGUCAAGAUCACCAAAACGAAAUGAAAGAUAUGAAUCAAGGUCACCCAGAAGACAUGAAGAAAAAUCUAAAUCUCAUAAAAAGCAAUACAGGGAUUCAUCUGCUAGCUCUGAUGCUGGUAGUUCAGAUGAUGAAAGAUUUAAACAAAGGGAGAAGAAGAAGUUUCAGAACAUUGAAUUAUCAAAAGAAGAAAGAAGGAGGCAGAAAGAAUUGAUGAAGACUUAUGAAACACCAGAAGAGAAAAGGGCAAGGAGAAUGGCAAAGAAAGAUGCUAAGGAAAGAAAGAGGAAGGAACAAAUGGGAUGGGAUAAAGACUAUUUGGGUUAUACAAACAGUGACAAUCCAUUUGGAGAUGAAACGCUGCUGGAAACAUUCACAUGGAAGAAGAAAAAUGAAAAGGAAGGGGUCAAAGUCCAGUCACAAGAUGAAAUGCAUAGAAUUCAAAAACAAAAAAUGGAUGAAAGCAGGAGAGAACUUGAGAAAGUUAAAAAGAGAAGACUGGAAAGAGAGAGAGAACUUGAUGAGAGGGAAAGAGAAAGGGAACAGUUACAGCGAGACAAAGAAGCUGAGUAUUACAGAGAGUGGGAGAAACAAGAAGACCAUUUCCAUCUGAAUCAAGCUAAAUUGAGGUCCCAGAUCAGAAUCCAGGAUGGAAGAGCCAAGCCUAUAGAUUUACUAGCAAAGUACAUUAGUGCUGAAGAUGAUGUUUCAGCCAUAGAAAUGCAUGAACCUUAUACAUAUCUUUAUGGUCUUACCAUUACUGACAUGGAAGAUUUGUUAGAAGAUAUUAAAGUUUAUUUAGAAUUAGAGGAAGGCAAGAAUGCUGAUUAUUGGAGAGAUAUCAUCACUGUGACAAAUGAUGAACUCUCUAAACUCAGGAAAUUAGACAACACUCAAAAAGAUUAUAGAGAUAGAAGAGAAGGUAUAAAUGAGUCGGUGAACUCAGAAGUGGGUUCUAUCUUUAAAGGAAAGACAACCAACCAACUACAGUUACUGGAAACUCAGAUAAAUCAGAAAUUGAAUAGUGGAGAAGGAGUAGAUAUAGGAUAUUGGGAGUCUCUAAUACAACAACUGAAAGCUCAUAUGGCAAGAACAAGACUGAGAGAACGUCACCAGGAAGUCCUUAGACAGAAACUGUUCAAACUAAAACAGGAGCAAGGUAUAGAGUCUGCUCCAUUAUUUCCUGCUGGUGACAAAUCUGAUUCUCCUGUUAUAAAACAAGAAAAGACUGAUAUGCCUCCUCCUGCAGUGCCAACUGUCAGUAGAGGUGAAGAACCGGGAACCAGUGGAGAACAUAGUCACCCAGCUGAGGAGGAAGAGGAAGAAGGUGAAGCCUUGAUUACAGAGGAUGAUUUAGAGGAACAAGCCUAUGUUGACUAUGAGGCUGGUUUAUAUUCUCCUAAGUUGUUAACACCAAACGAGUUAGAGAUUGAUUCAGUGGUGUAUGAAGUAGCAGACGACAUGAAAAAGUUAGAGUUAGCUAGAGAACAAGUCAAAACUUCUGGACAAGUCAGACUUGAUGCUGAUUCUGAGUUUGAGAAGAAGGCUAGGGAAGGUAUGAAUGAUGAUGAAGCACAGUUCAGUGUAGAAGUACCUCUCACAAGUCAAGCUUUCCUGUGGUCAGAUAAAUACAGGCCUAGAAAACCAAGGUUCUUCAACAGAGUUCAUACGGGUUUUGAGUGGAAUAAAUAUAACCAAACCCAUUAUGAUAUAGAUAAUCCUCCUCCUAAAAUUGUACAGGGUUAUAAAUUUAAUAUUUUUUAUCCAGAUUUAAUUGAUAAAACAAAGCCUCCAGAAUAUACUCUUACUCCAUGUGACGAUAACAAAGACUUUGCCAUACUAAGAUAUCGUGCAGGUCCACCUUAUGAAGAUAUAGCAUUCAAGGUUGUUAACAGAGAGUGGGAAUAUUCAUACAAACGGGGAUUUAGAUGUCAGUUUCAAAACAAUAUAUUUCAAAUGUGGUUCCACUUUAAACGAUAUCGUUACAGACGGUGACCAACAUGGAGAUCUUCACAAAUGUGCUCAUUUAUUGUACUUCAGAUUAUACAAAUGUACAAGUGUUUGGCCAUUCUAGAACACUAUGCCCUUUAUAUGUUACAGCAAACAAAGGUGAUGUGCAGGUAGAAAUGUUAAGCCUGAAAAGUGAAUAUCCCAUGCAUAUAGUGUUGUUAGACAUGAUCUUUUAUGUUAUAUGUCUUGAAAAUUGGCAGCUUGUUGCAAUAUUAACAAAGAGACAAGAGCAGACUAUACUGUUCUGUUUUCAAAUAUACUGACAUACUUCUUUAUUCAAGUAUGAUUUCAAGGUUAAAGAUGUUGAUUUUAUUGUAUUCAAUAGGAUAUGAUUAUUAAGGCGAUAUGGUUUUCUAUGUAUUUAUGAUUGAUUUAUUCUUUUUCAUAAAAUGUGACUAUGUGUUUUAAUGAGCUGCAUACCUGUCAUUAAAAUGUGCAUUAGUGAACUUCUAAUUAAACUAUUGCCAUCUGACAAACUAUUUUUGUUCAUCUUUAAUAGGGUAAUAAAUAAAACCCUUAGAUAAAAAUUCUGGAGUCAAUUUCACAAAAUUAAUUAAGACUAAGAUUUAUGGUAAUAUACUGAAUUGUUCAAAACCUAUGGUUUAAUCAUAUAUAUAUGGCUUAAUCGUAAGUUUAUAUGAAACUGACUCCUGAAGUUCACUGUGUUCAUAAGUAUGAUUUCUCUCAGUUUUCUGUAUUAUGAUUUUCUUGCUUUAUAGUAUUUCUCAGAAAAUCACUAUUAUGCAAAUAAGUGUAUGUUGUUGAAAAUUUUAGUGAGGUCUGAUGAAGAAUGUGGCAGUCAAAUCUUUUCAUUCAUUUCAUCACAUAAAUUCAAUAUUGAUUUUAAAUAUGUCAAUAAAACUGUUUUAUAUUACUAAA